Molecule: messenger RNA, 1000 nt
Organism: Perca fluviatilis (European perch)
Lineage: Eukaryota; Metazoa; Chordata; Actinopteri; Perciformes; Percidae
Product: complement C1q tumor necrosis factor-related protein 6-like
Exons: 7
Coding region: 38-865 (275 amino acids)
Molecular function (GO): protein binding
Source: RefSeq, a predicted model, not a curated record
AGACGGCACAAUUCAACAGUAAGCUGCCAGUGCGAGAAUGAAGAUCUCUGUGAGUUUUAUGCUGUUGCUGCUGCUCGGCGCUGUCUCUGCAAGUGAAAGUUUUGAAAGCAAGCUGGCUUUUCCUCAAGACAUCUACGCUGCGCUGAGAGAGAUGACUGCUUCGUUGGUUCAACUGAAGGCUGACAUGACGCUGUCGCAAAGAGAGACUCAAGGUCAAGUGGACAAGCUGAAGACUAAAGUGGCCAAGCAGAAGACUGAAGUGGACAAGCUGAAGCAACAGAUAGAACCAGCAGCACAGCUGAAGACUAAAGUGGACAAGCUGAAAAAACAACUGCAAGGACAAGCAGCACAGCAGAAGGUUGAAGUGGACAAGCUGAAGCAACAACAGCUAGAACAAGCAGCACAGCAGAAGACUGAAGUGGACAAGCUGAAUAAACAACUACAAGUCCGACAGGUUGCAUUCUCAGCCUCUCUGCUGGCUGGAGGCCAAACAGCAAAUACUGGACCCUUUUCCUCGAUCACUACCCUGAUCUACAAACACGUCCCCACCAACAUCGGAAAUGCCUACAACUCAAACACAGGUGAGUUCACUGCCCCGGUGAGAGGAGCGUACAACUUUGAGUGGACGAUCUUUGGACAGGUAGAUGGCAGCCAUGCUUCAGGUGCUGUGUUGGUCAAGAACUCAGAGGCUGUUUUCCAGGCAUACGAGUAUCAGACGGCCGGUUGGAUGAGUGCUUCUAAUGCUGCUACGCUGCUGCUGGAGGUGGGAGACAGAGUGUCUGUGCGUCUGAGGGUUGACACUAGGGCGUAUGACGAUUAUAAUCACUACACCACCUUCAGUGGGUUUCUGCUUUUCCCCAUGUAACAGAAACAGCAGCUCUGUGAUAGUCACACAGGUUGUUGUUGUCUUAAACAAGUCAAAUCUUCAAGUGAUUAAUGUUUCUGAUUCUCUCUUGUUUCUGUCAUUUUAAUCAAAUAAACAUAUAUCAUUGCAAUUACA